UAAUUUUGAUUUUGCCCAAACUGUAAUGGAUGUUGUCUAUUGCAGAUAUUAAGACAGCUGUAAAAAAUAAAGUUCCUCUUGUACGGUCAUCAACUCUUAACUGGGUAACAUUCUGUAUUGAAACAAGUAACAAGGUUGUUAUUUUAAAGGUGCACAAGGACUAUGUGCCUAUCCUUAUGGAGUGCCUCAAUGAUGGGACUCCAGAUGUGAGGGAUGCAGCCUUUUCAGCUUUGGCAGCGAUAGCUAAGUUGGUUGGUAUGAGACCCUUGGAGCGGUCACUUGAGAAACUUGAUGAUGUUAGAAGAAAGAAGCUUUCUGAAACAAAACAGAAACAGAGCAUCCUCGAUGGGGAUUUUACUGGGUGGUGGAUAACUUAUGGCUAUCUAGAAGUUGUUUUUGCUUUUUUUUUUCUUGAUGCAUUUACUAGUUGGUUUCUGCUUUAA
Humulus lupulus (European hop) is the source of this 443-nucleotide messenger RNA. RefSeq names its product protein MOR1-like. Gene Ontology annotation, cellular component: centrosome; kinetochore; microtubule plus-end. Gene Ontology annotation, molecular function: microtubule plus end polymerase activity; microtubule plus-end binding. Lineage: Eukaryota; Viridiplantae; Streptophyta; Magnoliopsida; Rosales; Cannabaceae. Gene Ontology annotation, biological process: establishment or maintenance of microtubule cytoskeleton polarity; microtubule polymerization; mitotic spindle organization. Bases 30 to 443 code for a protein of 137 amino acids. The transcript is spliced from 5 exons. The record is from RefSeq and is a predicted model, not a curated record.